AUUCCCUCUGUCACUCACUCAAAAACCUGACUCUUCACAGCUUUCCCUUCUUUUUACAGAAAACCACCACCAUUAUCUCAUCUUUCGAGCAGCUCUUCUUUCCAUUGAUUUUAACCAGAAAAAAAAAAAAGGAAAAAAGAAACCAUGAACUUCUCUUGAAAUCCAUUCACAAGCUUGAAAUCCUUCAUUUGCAUAAGCAUUAACCUGAAAUUGCUGGUUCAAACGUUAUCCCUGCUGCCAUGGUUUCGUUAGGUGAUUCCCGCUCCAGCCAACUUCCUGCUACGCGGACUCACUGCUCUUCCUCUACUUCUUCUCAGUCUUCAUCUAAAGUUCAGAGGCCCUUAGGUCGAUCCAUGCGAACAUUUCGGUCCAAUUUAUUCCAGAAAGAAAACACCUGCUCAUUUCCAGGUCCGGACACCGAUAAAUCUUCCGACAUCUCGGAAAACUUAACGGAAUCCAUCAUCGAUUUCAGACUUAGAGAGCUUGUAUUGGAGAACAACAAACCAGUCAAGUCCCCAGUUCCUGACUCCGAUUUACUUGAACUAUCUCAAGCUUUCAGUGAUUUCUCGGCCUGUAGUAGCGACAUUUCAGGGGAGCUGCAAAGGUUGGCUUCUCUUCCAUCAUCUGAAGAACAACACAACUGCGAAUCCUCUGAUCUGGAGCCUGAGCCAUGGUUAGGAUUUCUGCAGCGGGAGAAUCUCUCAUCGGAGAUCUUCGAGAACAUUUCUCCGGAAAAUCUCGAACCAGCGGUGAAGAUCUGCGUGGACGGUCUUCAAUCGCCGUCAGUUGCCGUAAAACGCUCAGCCGCAGCGAAAUUGCGCCUCUUGGCGAAGAAUAGAUCCGAAAACCGAGCACUGAUCGGUGAAUCCGGCGCCAUCCCAGCAUUGAUACCUCUCCUUCGCUGUACCGAUCCCUGGACACAAGAGCACGCGGUAACUGCUUUGUUAAACCUCUCUCUCCACGAAGGGAACAAGUCCCCCAUCACGAAUGCCGGAGCCAUAAAGCCUCUCGUUUACGUUUUGAAAACCGGUACAGAGGUGUCGAAGCAGAACGCCGCAUGUGCUCUACUCAGCCUCUCGUUAAUCGAAGACAACAAGGUUUCAAUCGGUGCUUGCGGAGCGAUCCCGCCGCUGGUCUCUUUGCUCCUGAGCGGAUCAAAUCGAGGGAAGAAAGACGCACUUACGACGCUCUACAAGCUCUGUUCUAUGAAACAGAACAAAGAGAGGGCCGUUAAUGCAGGAGCCGUGAAACCGCUGGUGGACUUGAUUUCAGAGCAGGGGAGCGGUUUGACGGAGAAGGCGAUGGUGGUUCUGAGCAGCUUAGCUGCAAUUCCAGAGGGAAGAACUGCCAUAGUCGAAGAAGGAGGGAUUGCAGUUUUGGUUGAAGCGAUCGAAGACGGGUCGGUGAAAGGGAAAGAGUUUGCGGUACUGACGCUUCUGCAACUAUGCGCGGAUAGUGUACGGAACAGAGGAUUGUUGGUGAGAGAAGGUGGGAUCCCGCCGCUUGUUGCGCUCUCUCAGACGGGCACGGCUCGAGCGAAGCAGAAGGCCGAAACGCUGCUCGGGUACUUGAGAGAGCCCAGGCAAGAGGCAUCGUCGUCGAGUCCUUGACUUAUUUACAGAGGUAAUGCAUUACCCAGCUAGUGUUUUAUUUUUUUUGGUUGAUUUUUGUUCUUUGUAUAUGAUCGAGUGGUUUUAAAUUUUAAUGGGCUUGUACAGUGUGCCAGAGGGAGAGAGAGAGAGAGAGAGAGAGAGAGAGAGAUGGAAGUUGGACAUUAUUGUAGCAGAAAGAAACUGACAUUAGGUUUAGAAAUAUGGUCGCUUUAGGAGUUUUGUGGUGAUUUUGGGGAUUUGGGUUAUGAUCCUGUGUUUUGUUUAGGUGAUCCAAAUUCUGUUUGAACAGAUUACUGAUGUGAGGGCGUGGGGGGAGGUAGAGCCUAGAGAGGGCUUGAACUGAACUGCAUCUGUAAUAUUUCAUGUAGUAAUUAAUAACUGUAUUGUUGUUUCUCAAUCAAUCCAGUGGCAUUGGGUUUUUGGUGUUGCCA
Messenger RNA from Nelumbo nucifera (sacred lotus), 2044 nucleotides. RefSeq lists its product as uncharacterized. Gene Ontology annotation, molecular function: protein binding. Lineage: Eukaryota; Viridiplantae; Streptophyta; Magnoliopsida; Proteales; Nelumbonaceae. The record is from RefSeq and is a predicted model, not a curated record.